Messenger RNA from Penicillium mononematosum, 1887 nucleotides. RefSeq lists its product as uncharacterized. The transcript is spliced from 5 exons. The record is from RefSeq and is a predicted model, not a curated record. Gene Ontology annotation, molecular function: high-affinity potassium ion transmembrane transporter activity. Gene Ontology annotation, cellular component: plasma membrane. The coding region runs from base 1 to 1887 and encodes 628 amino acids. Lineage: Eukaryota; Fungi; Ascomycota; Eurotiomycetes; Eurotiales; Aspergillaceae. Gene Ontology annotation, biological process: intracellular potassium ion homeostasis; potassium ion import across plasma membrane.
AUGGCUGAUCUUUUGGCAUUCAGUCCACUCACACUGCACUAUGCCUACUUUAUUCUUACACCUGCCAUUGGCAGUGUCAUAUUCUACACGGCUUCGUCGCAUAUCCAUGGUCUCCACUAUUCCGAUGCCUUGUUCAUGUGUUUCAGCGCUAUGACAGGGACUGGACUGAGCGUGCUGACUUUAUCUAAGAUGGACCUGUCUACACUAAACCCUUUACAGCAGGGCACCUUGUUUUGCCUUCUUAUCCUCGGACAUGCUUUUCCCAUCUUCGCAAUCAUCUCUCUAUUUCGUGUCUGGAAGCUACGAUCUGCUCUGCGACGUAAAUCAAACAGGGGAAAACAAAACCAAAUGGCCUGUAACAAACAGGGUGUUGUUUCUGCCAAAGCCAUAGGCAACGCAAAAGCCACCACUGUAGUGAGAGAAGUUCGACCAGAGGUUUCGUCUCCCUGUGAGCCUGAAGGAUCGUCCGACGACUAUGGCUUUAUCGUUGUCACAGACCCGAAACGUCCCGAGCAAAGCCGGCAAGUCACCGAGAAGGACGUCGGAAAUCGCAAGGUACUUAUGCCACGCCUGAGUUCCUGGCUAAAGGGCAUUGUGCAACGAGCAGGCAAACCCCUCUCCUGCAGGGAAUCGACCAACUGCAAAGAACUAGACGAGGUAGAGUACAGAGCACUUGUCUUAACGGCAGUACUUAUCAUACUAUAUUUCAUCGGCUUCCUCAUUCUCGGUAUCGUGAGCAUCGGCCUCUGGUCAAAGUUCGUCCGCCCAGACAUUCCACGGGAGGAUGGAGCCUCCCCUUUUUGGGCAGGAGCUUUCCUUGCUACAUCUGCGCUCUGCAACAACGGCAUGUCCCUCAUUGAUAUUAAUAUGGGCGCUUAUCAAAAGGAGUGGGUGAUUUGUCGCAGAAAACCCUUUCCACUUCUUGCCUGCGGCAUUCUUAUCCUUGCUGGAAACACCCUUUUUCCUUGCUUAUUAAGAUUCCUCAUCUGGGGUUUGAGAAAGAUGUUGCCGAAUAAACCCACUUGGCAGCUGUGGCGACGAUCUUUCGAUUUUACCCUCACACAAUCCCAAAAGGCCUGCGCUUAUUUAUACCCUGCUUGGCAUACUUGGUUUCUAUUGGGCACAGUCGUGAUUCUCAAUGCCAUCAUGUGGGGUGCUUUCGAGGUUUCUGCGAUCAAUAACGAGGAGAUUGGCUCUCUUCCGGUCAAGUUCCGGGUCCUGAGAUGGGCUCUUCCAGGCUUUAGGGGUUGCUUAUUCUAUACGGUACGUGCUUCUUUCCCCAAAAAUGGAACUCCCGCAUUGAAUAGGCAAUUUGCUAAGCGAACUUUAGUCUUCAUGAUGCCACUAUCAGGUAUGGCAACUCCCAAUCACUGCUUGCAAAUCCAUUCUGACAUAUAUAGCAGCACCAACAUCGCAAAAACACAGUCCACAGACCUACCUCAGAAAGAAUCCCGUCGCUCGAGCCUCUCAGGUCUUCCUCAUGCCCGUUUCGUUUACCAACAACUUCGCUCUCAAUUCAGCCACGAUAUUUGGUGGCUCUCCCUCGCCAUUCUUCUCAUAACCAUUACCGAAUCGGAUCACUUCGAAGCCGAUCCCUUGGCCUUUUCUACCUUUAGGAUCAUUUUUGAAGCCGUGUCUGCAUACAGCUACGUCGGUGUGAGUUUUGGGUGUCCCGGCCAAACCUAUUCGUUCUGUGGUGCGUGGCACACAUUUAGCAAGGUAUUGCUAAUUGCAGUUGCAUUGCGAGGAAGACAUCGUGGCCUGUCGGCUAUUUUGGGUAAUGCCGAUCUUUUUCCCCAAUCACGGGGAGGCACCGGAGAAGAAAACAGGGAGUUGGAGAAGAACGGGCAUGUAAAUACGAAGGAAACGUCGGUUGGCUGCGUUUAA